UAUAGUAUGUGACUCGAUUCAGAUGAAAGACAAGUGUAAUUUCGGGAUAUACAGUAACAAUGAAUAAUUGAGAGAAAAAUGUGCCAUAGAGACAACAACAUCAUAUUUGUCAACCAUGAUAAAUGCCGUAUUAAAGAAAAUAUCGGCGAUAUACCGUUAUUAUGUCAAUUAUAAUCUGAAUCUCGUGUAUACCAUUUUACGACGCAUUUUCGAUGUGUUAUCGUGUUGUGUUAAAAAUUUGUUUCAAAUAUUCAUGACCAUUCGUUUCUUCGCGCUUGUUAUGAACGUUACGAAUGUCUGGAAUCUAGCCGUGUCCUAUAGUUCAAACUUUGUCUAUGUAUCAUAUGUUUGUACGUAUUGAAACAAGAGAAACAAACUAUCGUGACAUUUCCACGUGCGAAAAUUUUUACUUUUAUUUUUUCCUCCCAUGGAAAAAUUACGCGAGCAGCCUUGGACUCGAGAUAAUAAUAGUCGUCAAUGACACCAACGUGUCCUAAUAAUAACAAAUCGAUGUUCCGGUAUAUGGAAAUCUUCAAUCAGUGUUCAGGCGAUAGCAUUGUUUAGUUACCGUGUGAUAUAAGGUUAUUAAUAUUGGAAUUGUCAAUAUCCGAUUACGUAACGAUAUCUGAGAAAUCUCGAGUUAAUCAGUUAUCGAGCGACCAGCAUGCGACGAGGGUGUCGAGGCGACGAGGACGACGACGACGACGACGACGACGCCGUGAUCGCAGAUACUGCAACUCUCGAUUAUCGACCACGGAUGCACGCCCGUCAUGGUCAAGGCGCAGCCGCGGCCCAGGCGCGGUCGCCGCGAUCAAAGCUGUCGGACUUCUUCCAUCUCUGGGUCAACAACAUCCGGCUGCUCUACUGGGGCAACUUUGACGAUCUGGCCCCGCAAUUACCCGACGCGAUGGGCAAUCUGCAGAGCGACAGCAAGAAGAAGCAGAGGAAGCGAGAGACCGCGGCGGUGCCGGCGUCCACGUCCACGGGGGAGCUCGAGACCGUCGAGGACCAGAGGAAGGAUAAACGGGACCAACCGCCAAAGACUCCCGAUGAGUGCGACGAGCCGCGCGAACCGAUCAAGAUCAGCUUCGAUAAGGUCCAGACGCCGGGACACGCCAAGAGACCGGCACCGCAGCCACCCAAGAUUUUGUUAUCCAAGGACACGCAAGAAAGUGUAGAGCCCGAAUGUCGCAAGGAUACCGCAAUAACGCCGAAGCCAUGCGUGACAACGACGGAGCCUGUUCAUCCGAGUAUCACAACGUCGACGACGACGACACCCGCGCAAACCCCGACGACGCCUCAGGCCCAGCUACCACCGUUGCUAGUAACCGAUUCCUGGCGUUUGGCGAACAAGGGCCUAGUCGUUACGGAAAUGCCGACACCACCCAGCCAGGAGUCCUCGAGCGACAGUGUCUUCACCGAUCCCGGGGAGCUUACCACGAGUCCAGUCGCGACGUCCACGGAGGUUCAAGUGGAGAAAUCGAUGCUUGAAUCGAAGACGAUCGAGGAGACGAGCAAGGAGGAGAAGAAGACUCCGUUUGCAGUCUCGAGACACAAGAAGAUCCACUUGUCAAUAAUGAGUCCCAGAAUAAGCGUAACGAGCGAGAAGACAACACCAGAAAUGAAUGCCAGUACUCUGCAGAGACGACACAGUGUCUACGAGUCGUCGACGAACGAAGGUACGGUUCUGAGAAGAGUAGCCAGCUUGACCCUGGGCCGUAAUAGCGCUAAGAAGAAGAGGAGUUCUCGGAGUGUCGUCACUCAAAAGACGGAUCGUUGCAAGCUAUUCGAAGAACAAGAAUCUUCACCGUCAUCCAAGGUCUCCGCAUUACCAGACAAAGGUGUGAAGAAAGCUAUGACGCCCGUGCAGAUAGAUCGGACAGAUACCUGCGUGCUGGCGGAUGAGUUUCUUUCAGUUCAAAGUAAAUCGAGCCAAACGUACAGUGAGCGAUCCAUGUCUGAAGAUAUACAUAGAUAUGAGGAAGAGGUGAAGAGACUGAGAGAUGAGAUCAAACGAUUGCGCCGUGAGAUAUCAAUAAAUCGACAGACAAGAACUAAAGGCCAGUCUACUCAGACGUCGCCGAGAAGCUCGUCACCUGUCGAUGAAGGCGCUGAAAAAACAAAUAACUCGAGCAGAGAAUCACUGAUCAGGAAUUCGGAUCUCGAGGAAGCCAAGGCGACUCGCGUGCACUCCGCUGCAUCGACCGACAAGGUCGCCAAUCCGUCGUGCUUAUCGCGUCAGGUGAACGCGUCGAAUGAAGACUUGGCGCUAUAUCCGGUACCGUCGCCACCUCCAUUACCCGAGUCAUUUUGCAAGAGCAGAUCCACAUCCAUCUCGGUAUCAACGACGUCGUUGCAAUCCUUCAUCCCGCCACCUCCGCCUCCGCCGUCUCCGUACGCGCUCGCGACCGAGUCGGUGCGAGGUAGCGAGAGGACGGUCCCGACAUCGGUGAUGAAACUGACGGAUAUUUCAAGGAUACCGUCACCGCCGCCUCCGCCCAUGCCGUCGCAGAGUAUCAUAAGUACAUUUCCACCACCACCUCCUCCGCCACCUCCGCCCCCGCCUACGCCGAUGUCGAGCACGACGAGCACUAUACCUCCCCCUCCGCCGCCACCUAUGCAAACUAUCAUAAGUGCGAUAUCCCCGCCGUCUCCUCUGCAGAACGCGGUGCCUCCGCCGCCGCCUCCGCCCGCGCCUCCGUCCAUGCCAGUGCAGAGACUCGAGAGUGGUAUACCUCCCCCGCCGCCACCGCCGCCUCCUCAGGGUGAAAUCUCCGCAUUUAUGAAGAGCACCCUGAGCGGGAUACCUCCUCCUCCGCCGCCGCCGCCCACCCCGAUGCUGAACACGUGCGGGGUAAUUGGAGCGCAAGGUUCUGCGAGUGGUCCACCGCCUCCACCGCCUCCACCGCUGUCAGGGAUGCCAAUGCUAAACGGUAUACCUCCCCCGCCGCCACCUCCGAUCGGGGGAUCAGGUGCAGGUCCCCCGUUACCGCCGCCCAUGGCGCCACCGCCCCCUCCGGGGAUGACAGCACCCUGUCCUUUACCCGCUCCACCAGUCGGAGGGUGGAAUCCGCCUAGCAGAGCAAUUAUGAGAAAACAACCUUUGAACCCUAAUGUGCCUAUGAAGCCACUCUACUGGACAAGAAUUUUAGUACCAGUUACUGCGACUAGUCAAACUUCCGCUGCUUCAGAAUCGCCAACUCAGGUGCCUUUGUGGUUAGAACUUGCGGAGGAAAAAAGUAUAAAUAUGAAUGAGUUUGCCGAUUUAUUUUCGCGGCAGGUGAGACAAAAGAAUCCGGCCAAAAAGAGCGAGGAGACUUCCAAUAAAGGCUCUAAGAUCCAACCAGCAAAGAUAUUGGACUCGAAACGUUCCAAAAUGGUGGGAAUUCUUGAAAAGAGUCUGCAUAUUGAUUUCAGCGAGAUCGAGAACGCGGCUUAUAAUUUAGACACGAGUGUAAUCAGCUUGGAAACGCUGCAACAGAUCUACGAAAUCAAACCUACAGAAAAGGAGAUAGCAGAGAUCACUGCUCACGAAGCAGAGUAUCCGGAUAUUCCUAUCGAUCAACCGGAAUUAUUUCUCAAACGGUUAUCCGGUAUAAAGCACUUCUCCGAAAGGAUAACUUGCUUGAUGCUUCAGUCGGAGUUCCAAGACGCGAUCUCAUCGGUCUCGUAUAAAUUAAACAACGUACGAACUACCUGCGAUUUUUUGAUGCAGUCCGAGUCUUUGAGGAAAGUCAUAGCCAUCAUACUGACUUUGGGUAAUUAUAUGAACGGUGGUAACAUGAUGCGCGGUCAGGCAGAUGGCUUCGGUCUGGAGAUCCUUGGCAAACUGAAAGACGUAAAGUCAAACGUACCCGGGAUCACCUUGUUGCACUAUGUUGUCAAUGCAAAACUAUCUCAGGAUAAAGGACACAGCUUUGACGAGCCAUUACCUCUACCCGUCCCUGAACCUGCAGACGUCGAGGCCGCAUCUACGAUCAAGUUUGAUGAUAUUGCCAAGGAACUUGACAGAUUGGAAAAGGAAUUACAGACAUGCGCGAAAAAGUGUAACACUGUCGUGGAAGAGGAUCCAACUACAUCCAAGGUAUUCAAGAAGAAAGUGGAUUCGUUUGUGGCGAGGGCGAAUAUCGAACUGGCAAACGAAAAAGAAGAGUUACUCGAGGCUAAAAACAGAUUUAAGGCCGUAAUGCGAUUUUAUCAGUUCGUUCCCAAAGGCGCCACAAUGGAAACCGCGGAACCUUACGAUUUCUUCAACCUAUGGCUUACUUUCUGUCGGGAUUUCAAGGAUAUCUGGAAAAAGGAACAGCAGCGAAUACGAAAGGAACGGAUGGAAGAAGCUCGCAAGAAACUUGAAAAUAAAUCCGAUGUCGUGAGAGUUAAAUUAAAUCCUCACGGGUUAAAGGCACGAUUACAAAAACUGGCGAGUAAAAAACAGACUCAAAGAUAGUCUUAUCGAAAUAUACAGGAAUUUUGAUAGUAAUUUCAAACGGGAUAUAUCCGAUAAUUUGUAUAUAAUUAUACUCGCCAAAUCACGAAUUUCACAAAUAAUCACGUUUGAUAUACAAUCUCCAAGAAUUUAAUUAUAUAUUUAAUUGUAUAUAUAAUUCUUUUGUUAUUUUCGAACCGAAUCGAAAACGAUAAUAAACGAUAAAUUUGCGAAAUUCGUUUUCAAGAUUACAAAUUUUGUUUUCAAAGCGAAAUUAGCUACUUUGCGCAAAUUAUUAGCUUCAUUAAAUGCACAGAAGUUUAAAGAAUAUAUUUUGCUCAUAAAUAUUUAUUACAAAUAUAUCUUUAAAAUCACGAUACAUCAAAAGUCACUUUUUAGAGGCAAAUCUUUAAUUGCUCAAAAUUAGGAUAAUUUAUGAUUAAAUUGAAAUUAAUUUUUAUACAAAAAUAUUAAAAUACAUACAUUAGAAGAUACAGAAAAAAACCACGCAACGAAAUGUGAUCACUUACAAUUCAGAUAUGGAUUGUCAAUCGCAAAUGUCCUUAAAUAAUCAGUCGAUCAGAUUUGAUCUAUGCGUAAAUUAUAAUUAUUACAAAUUAAAACAUUAAUUGUAUACUAAAUCUAAUGCCAUUUCAAUACAGAGAGAGAUAGUUUCUCGAAAUUUAUUAAUCAUUAUUAAUAUGGAUAAUCAUAAUUAAUAAUCUAAGAUCAGCUUUACGAGUAUCACUUAUGGACACGGUGCAUCUCUCAUUUCGAGCGAUUAAAAAAAAGCACCUUAAUAAUUGGAUUAUUUCAAUAGAAAAAAUUUAUAGAUAAGAUCCAUUCUUUUUAGAUACAUUUUCGUAUUAUUUGCAUUUAAUACAAAGUAUGCAAGCUUGAAAAAAAUUGUGAGAAAUUCUAAGAAAGAGGAAUUAAAACGAUACGCCUACAGAUAUUAUAAACAUUCAUGAUGAAUUUAAAAGAGGGAAGUUUUGUGCCUCUUUACAAUAUUUCUCUUUACACUUAUUCUAAAAAUUUUCGUUAUUCUAAUUGUAAAUCAAGAUUUUAAGAAAAGAGUCACCGAUAUAUAAUCCGAUAAUAUGAUCAUCGAUCGUGAUAUUUGUCACUAAGUCAUUAUCUAUUUAUUUAUUUAUUUAUUUAUUCAUUUACGUUAAUUUAUAUCAGAUUGUCAUCAACAAAUAAUGUAAAUAGAAAGUUAA
Camponotus floridanus (Florida carpenter ant) is the source of this 5646-nucleotide messenger RNA. RefSeq names its product formin-2. The record is from RefSeq and is a predicted model, not a curated record. Gene Ontology annotation, molecular function: actin filament binding; microtubule binding. The transcript has 12 exons. Bases 665 to 4447 code for a protein of 1260 amino acids. Gene Ontology annotation, biological process: actin filament network formation; cortical actin cytoskeleton organization; actin nucleation. Lineage: Eukaryota; Metazoa; Arthropoda; Insecta; Hymenoptera; Formicidae. Gene Ontology annotation, cellular component: cytoskeleton; actin filament; cytoplasm.